GCGGCCGGCUACGCCCCAGGCUGGAGUGGCAGGACGGGCCAGUGCGGCACCGACCGUGGGCCAGGAAGUUUUCCACGCACGAGGGGAGGCCCGGGACGCUUUGGCCACCUCGGAAGCUGGAACUUGCUAAGAGCGAGGAGCUGCCUGAGCCGUCAGCGGGAGAAGGAAGUUCAAGGCAGCAGCCGCCUGGGGGAGGCAGGGAACCAAUCAGCGGCCCUGGGCCAGGCUGAACAAGGCCCCCACCCUCCAGCUCACCCCAUAUAUCGGAUGCCACCUGCUUUUGCUUUUGCUUUUGCUUUUGCUUUUCACUCAAGCCCAGGGAGAGGCAGGAAGCCACAGUGCAGAGCGGCAACGCGUGGGACGGGUCCCUACAGCCGAGAGAAACACCGGGCAGCUAAUGAACCCCGUGGCCAUGGAGGGGCCCGUGUGCCUGGUGGGGAACGGCGCCGACGGGCAGCUGGAGGUGAAUCCCGCGGCACUGGAGAUCCUGCGCGGCGUGGCCCAGCCCGUGGUGGUGGUGGCCAUCGUGGGGCUGUACCGCACCGGCAAGUCUUAUCUCAUGAACUCCUUGGCCGGGAAGCAGAGAGGGUUCUCGCUGGGCUCCACGGUGCAGUCGCACACCAAGGGCAUCUGGAUGUGGUGCCUGCCCCACCCGCGCCGGGCCGGCCACACCCUGGUGCUGCUGGACACCGAGGGGCUGGGCGACGUGGAGAAGGGUGACACCAAGAACGACGUGUGGAUCUUCGCGCUGGCCGUGCUGCUCAGCAGCACCCUGGUCUACAACAGCAAAGGGACCAUCGACCAGUUCGCCAUGGAGCAGCUGCACUUCGUGGCGGAGCUGACGGAGCACAUCAAGGUGAAGGCGCAGGGCGGGGACGACGCGGAGGAGGACACCGAGUUCGUCCGCUUCUUCCCCAGCUUCGUCUGGGCCGUGCGGGAUUUCACGCUGGAGCUGAGGAUCGAGGGGCAGCUGGUGACGGAGGAUCAGUACCUGGAGCACGCGCUGGCCCUGAGGAAAGGCAACAGCAAGAAGGUGAUGGACUACAACCUGCCGCGGCAGUGCAUCCGCAAUUUCUUCCCCACCCGCAAGUGCUUCGUGUUUGUCCAGCCGGCGUCGCGGCAGGAGAUGGGCCAGCUGGAUUCGCUGCCCACCAGCGCCCUGGACCCGCAGUUCCUGGAGCAGACCCGCCGGUUCUGUGACUACGUCUUCCAGUGCUCCAACGUCAAGACGGUCAAAGGAGGGAUUCCGGUCAACGGGCGAAGGUUCGGCGCCUUAGUGCAGAGCUACGUGAGCACCAUCCGCAGCGGGCAGGUGCCCUGCCUGGACAACGCGGUGACCGCCAUGGCCGCCAUCGAGAACGAGGCGGCCCUCAGGGAGGCGCUGGCUCACUACGCGGCCGGGAUGGGGGGGCUGCGGCUGCCGGCGGAGCUGGGCGAGCUCUCGGCGGCGCACGGGACGUGCGAGGGGGACGCCCUGCGGCUCUUCAUGCAGCGCUCCUUCAAGGACGAGGAGCAGGGCUUCCAGAAGCAGCUGGUGGCCGGGAUCACGGAGCGAUACGCAAACGUCCUAGCAGAAAACGAGGCCGUUUCGGAGCAGACCUGCCGCGUCCUGCUGGAGGAGCUCUCGGCCGCCAUGCAGCAGAAACUCAGCGCCGGGAUUUACUCCCAGCCCGGCGGGUACCAGGCCUACGACAGGGACCAGAACCAGGUGGUGGAGAAUUACCGGGCCAGGCCCAACAAAGGGGUCAAGGCGGAGGAGGCUCUGCAGCAGUUCCUGGCCAGUAAGAAGGCCGAGGCGGAGGCCGUGCUGAAGGCCGACAACCUGCUGACUGAGGCGGAGAAGCACGUGGCCGAGGAGAAGCAGAAGGCUGAGAUGCUGGAGCAGCAGUGGAAGACAGCGGAGGAGAAGCAGCUGCAGACGGAGCAGCUGCUGAAGGACCAGGAGCGCAGCCACCAGGAGAACGUGAAGCAGCUGGAGGCCAAGGUGGCGGAGGAGCUGGCCAGUGCCCGGCAGGAGGCGGAGCGGGCGCUGCAGAGCAAGCUGAAGGAGCAGGAGGCCAUGAUGCAGAAGGGCUUUGCGGAGAAAGCCAGGCUGAUGGAGGACGAGAUCUCGGGCCUCCGGCGGGAGAUCAGCUCCGCCAGCAGGACUGAAUCUCAGUCAGGCCUUUUGGGCACCAUUAGGGAGGGGCUGAGAGCUGUCGCCAACGUGUCAAGUUAUCUGACAUCCAGGCACCAGCGGAGGAAGGGGACGAGUAACCCAAGUAAAACCCCGACACCAAAGUAGCCGGGCCCCUGUGGGGUCCCCCCCCCGGCGGCAAGUCCCACAAACGCUGCUUCUCUGCACAAUCGAAAGCUUCUGCUGACUAAUUCCUGUGACCUGCCACAUCCCACAGCGACUAACACAGGGCCCGGAGCUGUCUGCAAAAAGUAAAUCACAGGGCGCCUGGGUUCUGUCCCCAGCUCUGGGAGGGGAGCAGGGUCUAGUGGUCAGAGCGGGUGGGCUGGGAGCCAGGACGCCUGGGUUCUGUCCCCAUCUCCUGGAGUGUAAUUCUGUGAACCUUUGUGCCAAUCACAUCACUGUUCUGUGCCUCAGUUUCCCCUCUGUGAAAUGGGACCUUCCCUCUGGGUGCGGAGGACGAAGGGUUGUUUGUCUGUUAGGUGCUGAGUGGCUGGUGCUCUCUAAACGCACAGUGUUAACACGGGAUCUCCAGUGACCAGCUCCGAUUUCCCUGCAUGCCCCUACGGCCGUGUAAAUGCAGCCCCACUCCCAGGGCUCCCCCCACCGAUGCUGUAACGGGGCUGCCAGGUGUCUAGGGCGAGGCAGCUGUGGGGAUGUCUCCUUUCCCCGGCUCAGCAUGCUGAGAGCUGGGUCAUUAUCCCCCCGUCUGUAACGGGCGGGGCCGGCAGGUGGCUACAAGCUCCGGCACCUGUAUCUCCCUGCGCCGGGAGACUCUGCGCCCUGCAGCCCAGGUAGGAAUUAAAGAGGUUUGCAUGAGCUGGA
Molecule: messenger RNA, 3001 nt
Organism: Mauremys mutica (yellowpond turtle)
Lineage: Eukaryota; Metazoa; Chordata; Testudines; Geoemydidae
Product: guanylate-binding protein 1-like
Exons: 10
Coding region: 398-2284 (628 amino acids)
Molecular function (GO): GTPase activity; GTP binding
Source: RefSeq, a predicted model, not a curated record